AUGGCCUCGCCCGCUGUCGCCAUGCCCAAUGCCAAUGGCCACGCCCUCGCCAAGCCAGAGGCCGAGUCCGAGUCGCCUGCCCCAGCCCGCCAGGACGACGUCGACAUGGCCGACGUGCCAUCGCCAUCCUCCUCCUCGUCCGCGGCUGCGCAUUCCAUCCCCGCCAAGCGCAAACGCGAGGGGAGCAUCGCCAAUGGCCAUGGCCUGACCGACGACACCCCGUCCAAGCCCGCCACAAACGGGCUCUCGCGCCAGCCCGUAGACCACACAGCUGCCGUUCGCGACUAUCUCGUCGUGCUUGAGAGAUUUGAUGCGACGCCCUCGCUCCUCAAGCGCCCCCUGCCGGACCUGGACGAGUCCGACGUCCCAUCGGCCAAGCGCACCAAGGCCGAGGACGGCUCGUCGCGGCCAUCCAUCGCCGAAAAGGCCGCCAAUUCCGAGUACGCCAGCCUCGACGCUGUUGUCGCCGACAUCAAGGCUGUCGUCAAGGACCAGCUGGCCCAGCUGCGUGGCAUCGAUGCCGACAAGGCCACCAAGGAGAAUGACCUCGCCUUGGCCAAGACCAUCGCCUUCGACCAGAAGGCCCGCGAACUCUUCCGUCGGGAGACGUCCUACCCUGCCGUGACCCAGAACCCCGGCGUGUUGCGCUCCCUGGAUGCCUCCAACGAUCUGCAGUCGAACGCAAGCGGCAACAUGAUAUUGAGCGUCUUCGGCGAGGCACCCAAGGCCCGCCAGCUGUACUCCAGCCUGCAGCAGCGCGUGCCCACCCCCGACAACCCCGAAGGCGCCAUUCAACCUCUGCGCGAGAAUGGCUUGCCCUCUGGCGUCAAGACUGCCAAGGCUGUGCCCUUUUCCUUCCCCUCGGCCGUCGAGAAGGACAAGAAGUCCAAGACCUUGGGCGAGCUCUUUCCCGCGCCCCGCAGCCUGCCAUCGUUACAGCCCCCCAAGGCCCCGAAGAGUACGACCAAGGGCGUGCAGGUCGGCUGGCAUCGUCCCGAGUUGACCGAGAAGUCAAAGUACCGUGCAGGAUCCUACUUCGGCCAGUCCAUGUCCACCGGCCGGUGGCUGGACUACAGCAAUGCCGCACCCCCGUCGCAGAUCAUGACAAAGCAACGGGAGAGAGCCAUGAGUCUAGCCGGCGCCAAGCCUUCCUCUUCCGACCUCGAGACCACCGAGAUGGAGGCCCUGUUCCGAGGCGCCUUCUCCAGCUUUGCCCCGGCCAAGGACGACUCGGCCGCCAUGGUGUCUUCGGGCCUUAUCAGUCAGACCAUGUGGUGGCAGAAGUACGGCAAGCGCACUUUCGACCGCCUCGUGGAGGCCGAGUCGCCAGACGAAGGCCUGGACGACACAGCCAAGGAGGACGAGAUCGAGGUCGACCUGGAUCAUGACUUGCUGGAGGAAGCCAUCGAGAACUGGGAUUCCAAGGUUGAUCCGAGUCUCGAGGAGAUGUGCAACCCCAAGAAAUCCAAGGAAGAUCAAGACGUGGACGACAUUCUGCAGGAUGUCUCGGACAUGAUCCAGACCCUGAUCUCGUUCCAAAAGAACCGCAACCUUACGCUCCCCUCGGCCGCAAAUCAGAGCCGUUACGCUGCAGACCCUGCCCACAGCGACAUGUUGACCAACGGCACACCGGCGCAACCCAGCGAGGAGGAGACGGCGACCUAUGACGUGUUGAAGGCACAGCUUGUUCUCAUUGUCAAGACUCUUCCGCCGUAUGCUGUGGCGCGCCUCAACUCGGAUAAACUCGAGGAACUGAACAUCAGCACCAAGAUCGAGAUACGCACCGAUGAAUAUCAGGGUGUCAUGGAGGAGGACGAGGCUGCCGCGCGUGCAAGAGCCGCCCAGCAAGCCGCGGCCACGCCCCGCCCCACCGCCCACCGGUCGUCCAGCUCUUCCAGCAGUGUGCCGUACGCGGCCCAGUAUGGGGCCGCUAAUCGCGCGCCGAUGCCCAGCCCGGGCUACUACGGCACGCAAACCCCGGUCCGUCCGCCGGCGAGUGUCGCAAGGCCACCCCCGUCCGGCAUCCCUCCGGCCUACCCUCAACAGCGCCCGCCGUCAAACACCGGUUAUAGGCCUACAAAUGGUUAUGCAGGUGGCAACAACUAUUCGCAGCAAUUGGCUAGAGGCCAGCAGACUUUCAGUCAGACCACUCCCUACACUGCCACGCCCCCCCAGAGCCGUCCUCCAUACCAACAAACUCCAUCGUACCAUAACAUGGGCAACAGCAACCCGCCGCCGCCGCGGUAUCCCACUCAGCCGCCUUCGACACAGGCACCGCCCUUCCAGCAGCAUGGCUACCCUCACCAACAACCGGGCACGCCGUCACAUCCACCGUACAGCCCGUACACUAAUGGUGCGACUGGUAUGCCUCCGAGAACUGUCUCCCCGCAGGUAGCUCACCAACAGCCCCAGUACAUGCAGCAGCAAGGUUUCACUCCUAAUGCAACCCCAUCCCGGCACUCCUCGUUCAGUGGACAACAACCGCCCCCCAGUGCCAACCAGCAGCAGCGCUACUAUCCCCCGGCGGGGUCGCCUCAGACGCAGCACAGCGCGCCUCCUACCGGACAGCAGAACGCCCAGCAGGGCACAUCGUUCCACACUUCCCUUCACCCACACCAAGUGCAGCAAGCCAUGGACCAGGCCAAAGCACGCUUUGCCGCCAUUCCGAGGUCUGGGGAGAAUGGCCGGCCCCCUUCAGCCCAGGGACAACAAGUGGGUGCCCCUGUAGGCUUGGGAGGUAUCGGUCUUGGGGCCUCCCGGACAAAUGUUCCAGUGCCUGGGGUUGUCAAUUUCAACACGCCCAGCCCGAGCCCAAAGCCCCAAACCAACUCUCCUGCAGUAUCACAGCCGCCCGCCGUCAACGGAAGCCCGGCCCCCGGUGCCUCGUCGGCGGCCGCAAACGGAACACCGACGGAACAGCCUGAUCAAGCCUAG
This is a messenger RNA of Neoarthrinium moseri, 2934 nucleotides long. RefSeq lists its product as uncharacterized. The transcript has 2 exons. NCBI's taxonomy places the organism in Eukaryota, Fungi, Ascomycota, Sordariomycetes, Amphisphaeriales, Apiosporaceae. The coding region runs from base 1 to 2934 and encodes 977 amino acids. The record is from RefSeq and is a predicted model, not a curated record.